CUUUUUUUCAUUAAAAUGAUAUUUUUAUGAGGAUAAUAAAAAUAUCAGCUACUUAUUUUACGCGUUUAAGCAUACUAAUCUUCCAAAACCUUUGUCAGGAAUAUUCAAUUUGCUGUGCUAUUAUGUUAGCAUUGAUCAUUCACGAAAUGUAAUCACAAAUGAUUUUCUAGAAUUCCCCGAAUUUCUAGCUUUCCAUUGCAUCCUAGUGUCAACAGGUCAAUGACUCAAUUUCAAUGUCAGUUUAAAGUGAGGUCAGUUCAGUGCAAAUAUUGGAAUACAGGGGAUAAAUGUAUAUUGAUGAAAUAAGCAUUUGCCAUGGCAGAUCUAAAAUCUUUAUUUGUAGCAAACAUCAAUAUAAAUAAUUGAUGAACAUAAUCAUGAGGACCAUAUACAGUAUCCGUUAAUAUAUUAGAAUGGAAGAUAUCAAGACGUAACGUCGAAGUGUUAAAGAUGAAAACAUUCUUGAUAGUUUUCACCUUAUUGGGGAUUUGCCUUGCUAAUUGUCCAAGUCAGAGAUGGGAAUAUCCUUGGCAUUUUAAUAGUGUGGAAAAUUCCUGCUACAGCUUUUUGUCAGACAUGACCCGGGACUAUGUUCAAUCAAAAGCAGAGUGUAGUGCUGUAACUGGGGGUCACCUGGCAAAGAUUGGCAGUGAACAAGAAGCAGAUUUCAUUGAUGGUCUACUGGAUGCAGAUCUUGUACAUAAGAUGACGUCCUUGGGAAGAGGAACAACAUACUCAGAUAAGAAAUGGGGAGUUUGGAUUGGAGGAGAUACUACUGAUCCAUCAACCUCUUACCAUCAUUGGUAUGACGGAACGGCAGUGCCCAACUCGGGAUCUGGGUCCCCAUCAACAGUGAAUGGUUUUUCAGGAAGAUGGGCUUUUGGUGAACCAAAUAAUGGAGCGUCAUCAAUUGGAAUAAAAGCAUCAAGAUAUAAGUAUUGGUCCGGUGGAACAGAUUGGGGAACUUAUAGAUGGAUUGAUUCAGGAAUGACUGGCGGCAGUUUCAGUUUGGUCUUUGGAUUAUGUGAAGUUCCAGCGUUACCAACAACAACAGUGACUGAUGCUACUACAACAGUGACUGAUGCUACUACAACAGUGACUGAUGCAACUACAACAUUGACUGAUGCAACUACAACAUUGACUGAUGCUAUUACAACAGUGACUGAUGCAACUACAACAUUGACUGAUGCUACUACAACAGUGACUGAUGCUACUACAACAUUGACUGAUGCUACUACUACAUUGACUGAUGCUACUACUACAACAUUGACUGAUGCAACUACAACAUUGACUGAUGCUAUUACAACAGUGACUGAUGCAACUACAACAUUGACUGAUGCUACAACAACAGUGACUGAUGCUACUACAACAUUGACUGAUGCUACUACAACAGUGACUGAUGCAACUACAAUAUUGACUGAUGCUACUACAACAGUGACUGAUGCUACUACAACAUUGACUGAUGCUACUACAACAGUGACUGAUGCUACUACAACAAUGACUGAUGCAACUACAAUAUUGACUGAUGCUACUACAACAUUGACUGAUGCUUCUACUACUAAUGCUACUACAACAUUGACUGAUGCUACUACAACAGUGACUGAUGCUACUACAACAGUGACUGAUGCUACUACAACAUUACCUGAUGCUACUACAACAAUGACUGAUGCUAGUACUUCCAAUGCUACUACAAUAGUGACUGAUGCUAUUGCAACAUUAACAAUAACAUCACCCACAUCAAUAAUAACACCCACAAUAAUAACAACACCCACAACAACUGCUGUGACUCGUUUUUCUGUUUACCCCACCCUUAUAAAAGUAUUUGUCAAAAAGCCAUGCAUCGUUGAGCAUGGUACCGCUUACCUUUAUGAACCAAGAAAUGUGUGUCUGUGGCACUCAGGCACCUACAGUGAUAGAUGGACGUAUGGUGGGAGGUACUGCGGCUACAGGGACUCUCAACUUGCAAAGAUCAACAACACUGAUAUCAAUGCAUUUGUUAGACAAAUGUUUCCAUUUGACGGGGAGUUUUGGGUUGGACUCAACUGCAUGGACAGCUAUGGAGAUUGGCAGUGGAAGGACAGAGAACGCUUGGUACUAACAAAUGGAUCAAAAUGGGCGCACGGACAAUCAAAUGAGGAUAUAUUUCAAAGAUGUGCUUACAUUAAGAAUGAUUACAUUCAUGGUGCAGUCCUUCAUGACGACUUUUGUGGCAUGGAAUCUCGUCAUCCCUUACUUUGUGAAUAUAGCUCAGAUCGAAAAUGCCCUUUUGUGUGGGUACCAAAGAAAGAUGUUUGUUAUUUACCAUCCGAGACCAGAGGGAGCUAUGACUAUGCUGUUAGCAAGUGUCACAGUAUGUCCUCUGAUAUCCUUGUGAUAAAAAAUGAGGAGGAGCUACAGACAGUUGCAGAAAUAUCAUCACUCGAGACGGGAGGUAAUUAUUUCAUUGGUUUGAGGAUAAAUGUCUCUACAGGGGAGGUUAGAUGGGAGGAUGGCUCUCCUGUCACAUUCACGAGAUGGGGACCAGGCCAGCCGAAGCCAGGAAAAGAAUGCGUCAUUCUUGUCUCAAAACUCUGGUUCGCAACAGAAUGUCAGGGACCACAGAACUUCAUAUGUAAGACUGGAGUUGCGCCAUCCUAUAUCAACAUAACAGAGAAGAGUCAAGGCAGAGUGUACCGGAUCCAGUAUGAACCUGAAGAGGUGGAGGAUGCCGUAUUCUAUGCAUUACCUCCUAUAAUGUUUGUAUGUCUUGUAUUCCUGAUUAUACCUCUUCUGGAUCUAAAACAUUUGUGUACAAAAACACCCAAGAAAACUUCUAAAUCUCUUAAAAGAACAUUACAAAACAAGCAAAAGACAUUCAAAAGGUCGAUGAAAAAGAAAGAAGCUUUAACAAAUGGAGUCAAUAGUAUUCCCCUAGAAACAUUCAAGGAAAUUUAAUCUUGAAAAUUAUUGCGUAUUGAUGAUUGAUUCUGCAAUAUGUUUUAAUAAAAACGUUACUAAAAUUUGAAUCUUUCUGAUUCCCAUAUACAGGGUGUAUUAUUCAUCACCAUGAUUGUUUUAUAUUAUCGAGAUGGUAUCCGACACUGGCUGUACUUUUGUUUCAACAGUGUAUUUUAUUGCAAAUAAAAAAA
This is a messenger RNA of Owenia fusiformis, 3128 nucleotides long. Lineage: Eukaryota; Metazoa; Annelida; Polychaeta; Sabellida; Oweniidae. The record is from the annotation of a GenBank genome assembly.